Molecule: messenger RNA, 642 nt
Organism: Fopius arisanus
Lineage: Eukaryota; Metazoa; Arthropoda; Insecta; Hymenoptera; Braconidae
Product: sodium-dependent noradrenaline transporter-like
Exons: 4
Coding region: 1-642 (213 amino acids)
Biological process (GO): sodium ion transmembrane transport; dopamine uptake involved in synaptic transmission
Cellular component (GO): presynaptic membrane; neuron projection; plasma membrane
Molecular function (GO): dopamine:sodium symporter activity
Source: RefSeq, a predicted model, not a curated record
AUGGUUUUUCCUGUGGUUUCCCAUGUCACUCCUAUGCUCUAUAGGAAGAGUUUUGGAGGAGAAGCCAAAGACCCAGGAGUGAGGACGAGGAGGACAAGGGCUAUUUGGGCGAAGGAGUUUCCCGUCGUUUUUUCGAGAUUGUGGGAAAAGAACGAGGAUAGACGCCAUCACCGAAUCGGCUAUGCGGUGGUUUUGAUUGCAUUUUAUGUUGAUUUUUAUUAUAACGUGAUAAUUGCAUGGGCUCUGCGCUACUUCUUCGCAUCAUUCACGAACAUGCUUCCAUGGACGACAUGCGGGAAUAUGUGGAAUACGCCUCUCUGCCGAGAAUUCAAUAUUAAUCUGACGCAGCAAGACUCAAUUACUAAUCUCACAAUGAAUCCCACGAGAAAUUUGACAAAUUUUGAAACAUUGUCACCUAUAUUCAGCAACAUGGACGAAGAUAUGGACGGAAAUAAUAGUUCUAGAUACACGAGUGCUGCACUGGAGUAUUUCAACCGAGCAAUUUUGGAACUUCACGAAAGUGCAGGCCUCCAUGAUCUUGGAAUCGUCAAGUGGGAUAUUUCCCUCUGUUUGUUAAUUGUAUACCUAAUCUGCUAUUUCUCGCUCUGGAAAGGAAUUUCAACAUCGGGAAAGGUACUAUAA